AUGGAGUUGAGAAGUGUAACUGGUGCUAAGCAAUCUAAGCGCUAUCAGGUUGCAGAACGUCCGGUGGGAGAUGAUGAAUCUGACUCUCAAGAAGGGAACCCUUUGACGGGAAAUAGUCUGUCGAAACACAAGCCUUCCAUACCCCGUUGGCGACUUACUAUCUUUGGUGCGGUGGCCCUAGGAGUCGUGGUCCUCGCGUUCAAUCUUGGAUUUACUCUUUGGGCUGUUGGUCAUCGUAACUUGGAAAGCGGCGUUGGCACACUCAAUGAUGGGAAAUGCGAUCAAGUCCGUGAUCAAAGUAUUGCACUACAUCUCAUCAUCAACAUCCUGAGCACCAUUCUUCUAGGAGCAAGCAACUACUGCAUGGUUAGUGGCAUCUUAUGCAUUCGAUCGAAAGAGGCUUGGACUGAUACGACCGACCUCCAGCAAAGGCUCUCUUCUCCCACAAGAAAAGACCUGAAUGAGGCUCAUCGAAAGCACCGGUGGCUGGACAUCGGAGUUCCGACAAGACUGACCCUGAAAAGUUACAACUCUACAAUAUUUUCCACGACAUCGGCCAACGAUUAUGAUGUCUUUCUUGUGGGCAGGGAAGACUUUGUUUACAAGUCCAAUUCUCCUUACAAUGACCCACUGUCACGUCUUCACAAGAUGGCAGGCAAUGGCGAGCUAGCUCAUCUUGAUAACAAAGCUUGUAUAAACAGCUAUGCAGUUACGUAUCUAUCUGCAUACGGAAGCUUGCUCCUGGUCACUAGUAACAUGAGCCAAUCCCAGUAUGCCUUCGUCGCCGGACCGAAGGUAGUCAACGGCGGCGGGAGUGAUACGAACGAUCCAUACUCCUGGAUUUGCCAAGAUCACUCGAGGGAACACGACUGCAAUUAUUAUGUACCGACCAUCAGAGAUAACUCAGCAGAGUGGAAGAUUCAGGGUAAUCAGGUUCACUACUGUCUAGCAGAAACGACCCAAGAGCGUUGCUUGCUACAAUUCAGUCUUCCAUUGGCAAUAAUUGUUAUUGCUUUCAACUCGGUCAAGGUUUUUAUCAUGUUAGUUGUGGCCAUGCGGAUGAACAGUGUUCCCCUCCUGACUACAGGCGAUGCGAUUGCCUCAUACUUAAAAGAGCCUGACCCGACAACGCGCUAUCAAUGCCUACUUGCCAAAGAUCAAAGGGCAGGCAAAGGUUAUGCGCAUUUUAUAUAUAGUACAAAAGUGAGACGAUGGGGCUCAGCAGCAUCUAAUCGUCGCUGGGUUUUCACUCUGGGAUGUUGUGCCCUCGCUUUGUUUAUCUGUAUGCUCCUGUUGGGUUACGGUCUCCAUGUCACAAGUGAUGAUACAGGGGCGUGGAUGCUUGGUCUAGGCGCUACUUCCUCGCAGACUCUUAUACACGGCGUCUGGCCAACUUCUACAAUCGCCAAUACGCUCAUAGCCAACUGCCCUCAACUGAUCUUCUCAAUGCUCUAUUUUGCAAUAAACGGCCUGCUCAGCGCAAUGGCUUUGGCUCAUGAAUGGAGUCAAUACGCCGUACAACGAAAAGGACUUCGCGUUUCAGCCUGUCCCACAGGCUCUCAGCGGACAAGCUACUUCCUUUCUUUACCAUUUCGAUAUAGCCUUCCCAUGACGGCAGUUUCAGCAACUCUUCACUGGCUUAUCUCGCAGAGCCUAUUUCUUGUGAAGGUUUUUGCCUACAACACUGAUGGCAACCGGGAUCCAGGCCAGGACGUAGUUACUUGUGCGUGGUCACCAGUGGCCACACUCAGCGUUAUUAUUAUUGGUGGGCUAUGCUUCUUCGUCUUGAUAGGCAUGGGGGUGUUCAGGAAGUUUGAAUCAGGUAUGCCAGUUGCUUCCAGCUGUAGUCUUGCGAUAUCAGCUGCCUGUCAACCUGUUCCGGAGAGAAUUAAAGAAAUAGACCCUAUCUCGGCAACCCUCCCGUUGAAAUGGGGUGUUAUGAACGCGGGGUCUGAGAGGGAACAUUGCGGCUUUUCAAGCGAGGAGGUCGAGGCGCCACAGCAUGGACGAGUGUACCGUUAG
Penicillium lagena is the source of this 2022-nucleotide messenger RNA. RefSeq lists its product as uncharacterized. The record is from RefSeq and is a predicted model, not a curated record. NCBI's taxonomy places the organism in Eukaryota, Fungi, Ascomycota, Eurotiomycetes, Eurotiales, Aspergillaceae. Bases 1 to 2022 code for a protein of 673 amino acids. The transcript is spliced from 3 exons.